Messenger RNA from Fusarium venenatum, 492 nucleotides. RefSeq lists its product as uncharacterized. The record is from RefSeq and is a predicted model, not a curated record. Lineage: Eukaryota; Fungi; Ascomycota; Sordariomycetes; Hypocreales; Nectriaceae.
AUGUGCGGCCCUGAAAACACCAACCGUCCUCGAGGAGGUGCUCUCGUCUCCCUCAACUCUCCCACAAACUCUCCUUCCAGAAUCUCUGGUGAUCUCGCCUUUCACACUCCCGGAAGUCCAUCAACUUCAAGCGCGACACAUGCAAGACUCACUCCAAGUGAGGAAUGCAGUAUACAUAAUUUCUCUGAUUUACAUGUCAUUAUACAUUCGAGUGGUGAUUUGACCAGAAACGCAAGCGAAUGUGGUCUAUUUCGUCAAUUCUCUCUCCAAAAACCUCCAACAUCCAACGACUUUGUCGAAUCACAACUCCAGGGACCACUAUCACUUGAAGUUGGGGGCGAUGGAAUCAUUGGACGUCGUGUUUCUGUCUAUUCACGUCUUGAAACAGGCCAGAAUAAAAUUAUUGCAGAAGGUAUCGUCGGCUUCAAUUUCAUGAGUCAGGAAUUAUCGGAAGAAUCGUCCUGCCCAUCAUCUCCUUCACCAUCGCUCUAG